ACACAAUGGUCUUACGAAAAUUGACACAAAGUUACACUUUAGCAAAAGUCCUAGAGACCUAAGAGCAAGGAGUGAUUUGGAGAGAGAAUUAAAGCCAAGGAGUAUGAGUGAAAGGGUGGAAGAGAGAACCCACAAAAUACCAAAGACCAGCUACGCCCUACCAUGCUGGGACACCUUGCCUUCAAUUUAACAGAGUCUAUUGACUGUAAACUUGCUGCUUAUAUGUACGUGUGCUUAUGUCCGAUCCCUGGCACCCAGCGUCCUGGACAGAAAUAAAACUGGACUAUUUGGAAUAUUUUGGAAGUGUGCCCGAAUUGGCGAACGUAAGAGUCCUUAUGUCGCCAUAUGCUGUAUAGUGAUGGCCUUCAGCAUCCUCUUCAUACAGUAGCUUUGGAAACUACCAGCACGUGAUUGCCAUCAGACUGCACACAGGACUUGCCUCCAGAAAAUAACGGGGAGAAUGGUUACGCCUCUUGUCUCUGAACAUGGAAUGAGAUGAAUUUCGAGAUGCUGUUCUCUCUUUUUAUGCUAUUGGACCAACGGACUGUAUGAAUAAUCACGAUGUAACAGGAAAUACAUAGGAACGUGAUUGCAGCCAUCGACCUCGGUUCUCUCACUCCAGUAUUACGCUCUACAAACGUCAUCCUGUUACGCCAGGACUGCUUUUCCUAAGGUUCUCCAGGCACGAAGUAGAAACCCAGUGGCCAGUUCCACAGGCUUGCUUCUUUGACUAGGGCUUCAAAAUAAUGUCUUCACAUUGUGAUACCUUCUAGCGACUGGCCUAUUUUUACUUAGAAAAGAAAAUGGAUCUAUUUUUGUUGUUGCCAUUCUUAGGAAUUGCAUUCAUAUUUAAACCCUUUUGAUUGCUAACCAGAGUACCUCUAUUCUUGGCAAAUUCUGUACUUUAUUACAGGUGUUUAAAGUAGUUUAAACAAAACUCCAUUUCUUUAAUUAGCGUAAGAGUUGGACUUCUGGUCACAAAUGUAGAGCUGCCGUCCUACGAAGGAGAGUAUCUUAUAAUGACAAAAGCGGCAAGCAGAAUGAUGACUGAAUAUGCAUUAUACAUUUUUCGUUCUCUGUGGUGUUAAGUCUUCCAAAUAGAACAUCCAUUGUAGUUACCAAAAAAAAAAAAAAAAAAAAAAAAAACAAAACAUUAAUAACAACCUGUAAAUACACAGAGCAGAAUCUUAAUGUCACCCACCAUAUUGUCCUGCCAGGCUUCUCUACCUGUCCGUCCAGUCUCUUCCUUCAAACUUCUCUCCCGCCCAUCCUUCCUUCUCAUCCAAUGACAGGCCUCCUAUCCUGUACCUGCCCCUCACCUGUAUUUUACAAACUCUAUGGGGAGAAGGUUCUGGUGAAGUCACCUGAGUCCUGAGUACUGACUAGGCAGCGUCCCGGGGCAGUGGAAUUAGCAUCAAAAUACAGACAACUCCCGGGCAAACCACAAUGCCCGGCCUGCAGAGGCAUCUCCUAACCCCCACACCAUUCGGUGCCCCCACCAAGCUUAUUCCUUCCCUCCCUUAUCUUUUUAUACAAGGAACAUAACACUCAUUGAUCCUGAUCCUCCUGCCUCAGCAUCCUGAAGGUUGGGGAUUUCGGGCUUGUGCCUGGUCAGGUUUUAUGUAGUCACCCACAGAAACCUGACAGGAGGGAAGUAGCCUGCUUGGGCUAAGUGAUCCUAACCCCCUUCUUGAUCUGGGGUUAGAGGACACAACCCCACCCUGACCUGUUGUUAUAGCUGCUCACUUCUCCCUCAGAGAAGCCCCAAACAGACUCUUGAGGUCAGAAAUGCCUGUCCAUUACCUGUCCAUCCCAAUUAAGGUCUCUAUAAAUAUAUAUAUACAUACACACACACACACACACACACACACACACACACACACACACUCUCACACUGUAGCUGUCUUCAGACACACCAGACGAGGGUAUCAGAUCUCAUUACAGGUGGGUUGUGAGCCACCGUGUGGUUACUGGGAAUUGAACUCAGGACCUCUGGAAGAGCAGCCAGUGCUCUUAACCGCUGAGCCAUCUCUCCAGCCCCCUACUCUUGGGUUCUUGAAUUAGGGUCAAACCCAGCAGCUGCAGGAUCAUCACAACCACGCCCUUUAAUCCCCCGAAGUGCUGAGCCAGGCCUUCCGUCCCCUCAAGGAGCCAGCCAGCUGUCUGGCUGUGAAAAUGGCGGAGGAAGAGGGCGGUGUGGAGGAGGGGGACAUAUUCCUAGCAUUCGCCCAUGGUCCCACUCCUCCUCGGGGUCCCCUGCGUCGUGCCUUGGACAAGAUCUUCCUCACUUUCUUGGUCCUCUUCCUGACCCUGCUGAUGCUGGAGGCUGCUUACAAACUGCUGUGGCCCCUGCCUUGGACCAAGUUUCGGGACUGGCUCCUCAGGACCCCUGAGGAGGAGUCAGCUCUGGAACUGUGAACACCAUCUUACAGACAACCUGUCCUGCCUACUGAGGUGAGAAAGGAGAUGUUAGAGAGUUUGGGGUGGAGGAGAUAGUUAAGGCCGUCACUCUAAGAUUAUCUUUAUCUGCCCGUUUGUGGGUACGUGCACGUGAGUUCAGGGGCCCACAGAAGCUAGAGGGGUGUUAGAGUCCUAGGGGGUAGAAUUACAGGAGGCUGUAAGUGACCUGAAGUGAGCGGGUGCGUGGAACCACCCUCAGGUCUGCAACACACACACACACACACACACCCCUACCUUUAUAGACAAAAGGCAUAUAAAUAUAACUCCAGAACCCACAUAUGAGAGAAUAGCAAGGAAUAAUUAAAUAAGCUAUUCGAAGGGAAAAAUUAAUUUUAUUUUAUUUCGCUUCAGAGUGAGUUUCAUUUCCUCUUGUGUUCUUGCAAAUAUUGUGGUGGUUUUGGUUUUCUUCCUAGCUGUAAGACUCCAUAGUGUGUCCGUCCGUACCACAUUCUGUUUUACGGGCCCGUUGGCUGCUUCCGUUCCUUUGGACUACUUCGAGCACUACAGCAAUAAACGUGGCUGUGCGAGUGUC
This is a messenger RNA of Rattus norvegicus (Norway rat), 2992 nucleotides long. RefSeq names its product small integral membrane protein 40 (gene Smim40). NCBI's taxonomy places the organism in Eukaryota, Metazoa, Chordata, Mammalia, Rodentia, Muridae. The record is from RefSeq and is marked validated.